CGCAGGCGCGGCUCCGCUAGGGUCCUGGGCUGGUCACUGGCUCUCAAGCUUAGCCGGUUGUGUUCUCCUCAGGAGCCCUAGGCGCCUGGGACCGUCUCCCGCCAUGUUCUCUUUCAAUAUGUUUGAUCAUCCCAUCCCCCGCGUUUUCCAGAACCGCUUCUCCACCCAGUAUCGUUGCUUCUCAGUGUCCAUGCUUGCAGGACCUAAUGACAGUAAUUAUGCCACCCUCGGCCCUGGAUCAACUUAGUCGACUUAAUAUCACCUAUCCCAUGCUGUUCAAGCUGACCAAUAAAAACUCAGACAGGAUGACCCACUGUGGCGUGUUGGAGUUUGUGGCAGACGAGGGUAUUUGUUACCUGCCCCACUGGAUGAUGCAGAAUCUGCUUCUGGAAGAGGGGGGCCUGGUGCAAGUAGAGAGCGUCAACCUGCAAGUGGCGACUUACUCCAAAUUCCAGCCCCAGAGUCCGGAUUUCCUGGACAUCACCAACCCUAAGGCAGUAUUGGAAAAUGCUUUGAGAAACUUUGCUUGUCUGACCACUGGGGAUGUGAUUGCCAUCAACUACAAUGAAAAGAUCUAUGAACUUCGGGUGAUGGAGACAAAACCAGAUAAAGCUGUGUCUAUUAUAGAAUGUGACAUGAACGUAGACUUUGACGCACCCCUGGGCUACAAAGAGCCAGAGCGACAGACUCCGCACGAGGAAACAACAGAUGUGGAAGCCGACCACAGUGGGUAUGUUGGAGAGCUCGGAUUCCGGGCUUUCUCUGGCUCUGGGAACAGAUUAGACGGGAAGAAGAAAGGCAUCGAGCCUAGCCCUUCCCCAAUCAAGCCUGGAGACAUCAAAAGAGGAAUUCCUAAUUAUGACUUUAAGCUUGGCAAGAUCACUUUCAUCCGAAAUUCCCGCCCAAUGGUCAAAAAAGUGGAAGAGGAUGAAGCUGGAGGCCGAUUCAUUGCCUUUUCAGGAGAAGGACAGUCAUUACGCAAAAAGGGAAGAAAGCCAUGAGUUUGGACCGUUGGCUAAUUAGAAAAUAAAAGAAUCUAUUGCAA
Messenger RNA from Gracilinanus agilis (Agile Gracile Mouse Opossum), 1045 nucleotides. It is a transcript of the gene UFD1, whose product is annotated as ubiquitin recognition factor in ER associated degradation 1. Bases 207 to 1001 code for a protein of 264 amino acids. The transcript is spliced from 12 exons. The record is from RefSeq and is a predicted model, not a curated record. NCBI's taxonomy places the organism in Eukaryota, Metazoa, Chordata, Mammalia, Didelphimorphia, Didelphidae. Gene Ontology annotation, cellular component: VCP-NPL4-UFD1 AAA ATPase complex. Gene Ontology annotation, molecular function: polyubiquitin modification-dependent protein binding.